AUGGCCGCCAACGGCCAGCCGGCGGCGGCGGCCGCCACCAUCGACGACCUCCCUGAAAACCUGCUGCUCGAUAUCUUCCUCUGCCUUCCCUCCCUCUCGGAUCUCGUCCGCGCCGCCUGUACCUGCCUGCCCUGGCGCAACCUGGUGACCAAUUUCCCCCCCUUCCGCCGUCAAUUCAUUGACCUCCACCCAGCGCCCCUCCUCGGCCUCUUCUUCGACACACCGUUUCCACAUGUCCCUCAUAAUGGCUUCCCCCACAUCCCCGCCUUCGCCCCCGCCCGCCGGAAUGAUCCAGAGCUCGUGGCCGCCAUCUUGAGCGGUGACUUUUUCCUCACCACCCUCCAGGCGCGCGAUGGCCCGGAAGCUAACUGGAUCGUCUACGACGCCCGUGGCGGCUACCUUCUCCUCAAGAAACUAGGCGAGCUAUUGCUCGCGGUGCUAAACCCCUUGGCACGGUGGUGCGAACGGUUCUUUGAUCUGAGUGACGCCCACAUCUUCGACGACGACGACGACCGCGAAGGCGAUGGUCAGUUCCUUCACGCCGGCCUGAUCUGCGAUGACGAAAACCCCGAGAGCUUUCGCAUCUUCUGUCUUGUUGCCCAUGGAAAGUUCAGGUUGCGGGCUGCGGUCUUCUCCUCAUUCUUGGGAAUAGGCGGCGAUUGGUUCCUCUCCCCAUGGUUGGAUGUCCCGCCCCCCGACCCGGAAGGCGGCCAAGGUGAUCUUUUGCCUGAGAGCGGCAUGCGAGUGGGUAAUUUCAUCUACUGGCCAUAUCGGAAUCGUUUGUAUGUGGUUGUCUUGGAUCCCGACCCAAACAACCCGCUAUUGUUUGUUGAGAUGAUCCCACCUCUCCUGAAUCUGGAUGGUUUUCCCAGCUCGAUCCUUGGCCAAAUUAACGGCGAUAACAUGUGCAUUGCUUAUUCAAAUGGAUUCAACAUUGGUUUCAUGCUGCGUCAAGAAGAUGGCCUUGAUGCUGGGGCAUGGGUUAACAUCAGGGUAUUCAACCUGACUGAUAAAGUUCGACGGAAGCUUGGGCACUUACCCAAUGGGCUGGAAAUUGCGGCAAUGCGGGGUAGCAUAGUGUACUUCACAACAUCACACAUGUUCCAUCCGCUCGAGGCCACUUGUUGGUUCGCUUGUCUGUGCUUGGAAAGUCGCAGGCUGGAGUGGUUGUUUCCAAGGACGUAUAAUGGUCUCUUCCAACCAUACCACCAUUCAUCGUGGAGUACUUUUCUGUUACCAGAGAAUGAAAGAUUUUAUCCCUUCAUAUGAGGAAUGAUGACAACCAGAGAAGGAUAUUCUGUGAAAAGCAUUGCCUUGUUCUCCUACUGAA
This is a messenger RNA of Triticum aestivum (bread wheat), 1330 nucleotides long. RefSeq lists its product as uncharacterized. The record is from RefSeq and is a predicted model, not a curated record. The transcript is spliced from 2 exons. Lineage: Eukaryota; Viridiplantae; Streptophyta; Magnoliopsida; Poales; Poaceae. Gene Ontology annotation, molecular function: protein binding. The coding region runs from base 1 to 1269 and encodes 422 amino acids.